UUUGUCUGUGAUGGACAGAAAAUAAAGGAGGGGGAGCGCAGGAAAGAGGAUGUUGGGGAAAUCGAGGAAAAGACCCGAAGGGCUUUGAGAAGAGAUUUGGACCCAAUGACAGCAAUGAAGUUGAUAGACAGCCUUCAAUGGCUGGGAGUUGCGUAUCACUAUGAAGAAGACAUAGAUUUCUGGUUAGGAAAAUUGUCGGAAUGGGAUGCUUGUGAAGAUCUGAAUGCCACAGCUUUACGUUUCCGGCUGCUUAGGCAAAAUGGAAGGCCAGUUUGCUCAGAUGUUUUCCAGAAAUUCACGACUGUCGGAAACCGGAAGUUCCGGAAGAGCUUCAACGAAGACAAGGAGGGGCUGUGGAAUUUGUACGAAGCAUCAUAUUUAGGUGCAAAGGGGGAGGACAUAUUAUCAGAGGCAAUGAGGUUUUCAGAAACUGAACUGAGACUAAGUGUUGGGGGCACAUUACCGCAAUAUCUCUCAGGACGUGUUAGACGAGCUCUGGAGCUGCCCAGGCACCUCCGAAUGGAAAGGCUGGAGAACAGAUUGUACAUUCAUGACUACAGCAAGCAGAUCUACCACAACCCUCUUCUGCUGGAGCAUGCCAUAUCUGAUUACAACCAAAUUCAGCUGUUGUACCAAGCGGAGCUUGCUGAGAUAUCAAGGUGGUGGAAGCAAUUGGGGCUGGUUGAAAAACUGAGUUUUGCGAGGGAUCGUCCCAUGGAAUGCUUUCUGUGGACUGUCGGAAUUCUUCCAGAGCCAAAGUACUCGGGCGUCCGCAUAGAACUAGCAAAAACCAUAGCCAUUUUAUUAGUCAUUGAUGACAUUUUCGACGCGUAUGGAACGAUAGAUGAACUUUCCCUCUUCACGCAUGCAAUUCAGAGAUGGGAUAUGGAAGCAAUUGAAGGACUCCCCGAGUACAUGAAAAUAUGCUACAUGGCGUUGUACAACACUACCAACGAAAUUGCCUACAAAGUUCUCAAAGACCAAGGCAGAAACGUUCUCCCUUUCCUUGCUACAACGUGGAUCGACACAAUUGAAGCGUUCAUGACUGAAGCACAGUGGUUCAGCAAUGGAUGCAUUCCUUGCGUUGAAGAUUACCUGGAAAAUGGAGUAACGACAUCAGGGGCAUACAUGGCCUUAGUUCAUGCAUUCUUCUUGAUGGGACAAGGACUCACCCCUCAAAACAUCAGCCUAAUGUCCAAACCAUAUCCCAAACUCUUUUCAAAUGCUGGAAGGAUUCUUCGACUUUGGGAUGAUCUUGGUACAUCGAAGGAAGAAGAAGCUCGAGGAGAUAAUGCAUCAAUCAUGACAUUGCUGAUGAAGGAGAAGAAUAUGGGGUCUGUAGUUGAAGCUGGAGAAUACAUAUUGAUGCAACUGAUUCCUAGUUUGUGGAAAGAUCUGAAUGUGGAGCCUUUGAGUUCAGACACAUUGCCCUUAACCCUAAUCAGGGCCUGCUUCAAUAUGUCCAGAACAGCUCAAGUUAUUUAUCAGCAUCAAGAAGACAGCUACCUUUCUAGUGUGGAUAAAUUUGUCGACUUCAUACUUUGGGAGCCUAUUUGCAAUUCAGAAUUGAUGUUAUCUUAAAUGUAUUGUGAUCAGUUUAGUAUAGAUAUGUUAAUUAAUUAAUUAUUUUUCCUUUUACUAAUAAAUAAAUAUUUAUGUAUACGUUUGAUUUCUCUGAGUUUCUUUCCUCUUUCGUU
Molecule: messenger RNA, 1697 nt
Organism: Sesamum indicum (sesame)
Lineage: Eukaryota; Viridiplantae; Streptophyta; Magnoliopsida; Lamiales; Pedaliaceae
Product: putative monoterpene synthase 8
Biological process (GO): diterpenoid biosynthetic process
Molecular function (GO): magnesium ion binding; terpene synthase activity
Source: RefSeq, a predicted model, not a curated record